Nymphaea colorata (pocket water lily) is the source of this 1367-nucleotide messenger RNA. RefSeq lists its product as uncharacterized. Bases 1 to 1227 code for a protein of 408 amino acids. Gene Ontology annotation, molecular function: nicotinamide-nucleotide adenylyltransferase activity; ATP hydrolysis activity. The record is from RefSeq and is a predicted model, not a curated record. The transcript has 12 exons. NCBI's taxonomy places the organism in Eukaryota, Viridiplantae, Streptophyta, Magnoliopsida, Nymphaeales, Nymphaeaceae. Gene Ontology annotation, cellular component: nucleus; cytoplasm.
AUGCGAGCAUGUCUUGCUCGGAGUGAUUUUUCCAAUCUCGAUUUCGUUAAAAAAAAGGAAAGCCACCUCGAACUCAUGGAUGGUGCAGUUCGCGCCAUCAUAGAGGCAAUCCAUGCCAGUCCCUCCCAGGCGGUUCUCUAUGUAACUGGUGGUGCCUCUCAGGCUCUUGGGUGGCUCAUGUCUGUGCCAGGGGCUUCCAACACUAUUCUUGAGGUUCUUGUUCCCUACUCUCGUGCUUCCAUGGCUCAAUUGCUGGGAAAGGUUCCUACACAAUUUGCUAGUAGACAUACUGCAGAAGAAUUGGCAUUGUUGGCUUAUAAUCGUGGAACUCAACUUUCAAAGACUGGUGCCCCAGUUAUAGGUUUGGGUUUUACAGGGUCUUUGGUUGGUGGACAGCCGAAACGUGGAGACCACAGGUUUUACUUGUCAACUAGAACUUCUAACCGACUUUGGACAUCUGAGGUCACUUUAUCAAAGGGUCUACGAGAUAGAGAACAAGAGGAUAAGGUUUCAAGUUGUUCUGUAGUGUCGGCAGUAGCAGAUGCUUGCGGGGCAACAAGUGCACCUAUCUCAAUGCUAACAGAAUCUGAAGUGCCUUAUGAAUGUGAAAGAAUUUUCAAUGAGGAUCAAGAAUUGCAACAACUUAUAGAAGGACAUAUAUGCAUGAAAAUCUAUCCAUUUAUGCAUGAUGAAAACAACUCUAACUCGGAGAGAAAGAUUAUAUUAUCAGGCUCAUUCAAUCCCUUGCAUGAAGGGCAUCUCAAACUGUUGGAAGUAGCUUCAAGCAUGUAUCCUGAUGCCUAUCCAUGCUUUGAGAUAUCUGCUGUAAAUGCAGAUAAGCCUCCACUAACAGUUUCCCAAAUAAAUGAACGAGUUGAGCAAUUUAAAAAAGUAGGGAAAACAGUCAUUAUAUCCAACCAGCCAUACUUCUAUAAGAAGGCGGAGCUUUUUCCUGGGAGUGUGUUUGUAAUCGGUGCAGACACUGCAGUAAGGCUAAUUGAUCCAAAGUAUUAUGGUGGGGUUUAUGAACGGAUGGUGGAGACUCUGGUGGGCUGCAAAAAGGAUAGCUGCAUAUUCCUUGUGGGAGGUCGAAAUGUUAAUGGUGUCUUCAAGGUUCUUGAAGAUUUCCCAAUGCCAAGUGAGUUGAAGGGCCUGUUUGUCUCCAUCCCAGAGGAGAAAUUUCGUUUGGACAUCUCUUCCACAGAAAUCAGGGAAAAGCUUAGGUAGCAAACUGCUGACGGUUGAGAUGUGCCACAAUAUAACAGAAAAAUAUAAAGAUCUCCAUAAGUAUCAAAGUGGUGGUGCCUUUCCAUAAAUCUAUUUCUGCUGAUCUUCCGAUCAUAAUUAUGAAAACCAAAUAAAAUCUC